AUGGAGACAGUGACUUUUGGAGGCGACAAUCCUCAACCACGUUUUGGUCACACUAUUUGUGUGAUAGCCCCUAACAAAAUUGCUCUUUUUGGAGGUGCUGUUGGGGAUACUGGAAAAUAUAUUAUAACAGGAGAUGUUUAUAUAGGGGAUGUUAUUUAGAGAAAAUGGAAGAGAAUAGAAGCAAGUGGAAGUGUUCCAACGAAUAGAGCAGCACAUUAGGCAUUGGCCAUUGAAUUGAAUUAAAUGAUCAUAUUUGGAGGAGCAGUGGGAGGAGGAGGUUUGGCAGAUGAUAAUUUAUUUGUUUUUGAAUUACGCGAUGAUACAGGUACAUGGGUUACAGUACCAGUGAUUGGUACUACUCCUGGUAGAAGGUAUGGCCAUACUAUGGUACUCAUAAAACCAUAUUUAAUUGUCUUUGGAGGAAAUACAGGAUAAGAACCUGUGAAUGAUGUUUGGGAGUUUCAAUUAUGGAGAAAUCUCCAUAUUCAUGGUCCUAAAUUGGAAUGCUCAUCAGAAUUACCUUGUGUUAGAGUCUAUCAUUCAGCUGCUCUCUGUAAUACAGGAUCAGCAAGUGGAAUGAUGGUGGCAUUUGGAGGUAGAACAAGUGAUUAGAGUGCUUUGAAUGAUACUUGGGGAUUGAGAAGACACAGAGAUGGAAGAUGGGAUUGGGUAAGAGCUCCUUAUAAAAAUUAAAAUGAAAUACCUGCUCAAAGAUAUUAGCAUUCAACUUUAUUCUUUGGGAACAUUGAUGUUGUGGGUGAAACUCUACCUUUUGAAAUUUAUGAUACCGAAAGCUCUGAGUGGUAUAAAUUUCAAUCAAUCCAGAGAUUCAGACAUUCAUCAUGGUUAGUUGAUUAAUUUCUAUAUCUCCAUGGUGGUUUUGAUUCAGAUCAACCCAAUAUUCCUACUGAAGGUAUCUUGAGAUUAGAUCUUAACAAACGAUUUGCAUAAACUCCAUAAUUGUUGAGGUAAUUGAAUACUGUAAGAAAUGAUAAUACUUUCAUGUAAUCAUUCAAUCCUCGUGCUACUCCAAAUUUAAGCAAUAAUAGUACUCAAGAGUAAUUUAGAAAAACAAAUUAAUAGACUCAGUAGAAAAACUAAUAAAGUUAAUAGUAGGGUCGUGUUUCAUCUGCGAAUAACAAAAAUGUUAGAUUAGCUAAUUAAGCUUUGGUGGCCAUGGUUUAUGGUUCUGAAGAAGACAUAAUUAAUUAAGUUAAGAAGGUGCCUAUUGAUAAGUUGUAGGAUGAACACAAGAAAUUAGGUGCUGGUUUUUAAGAUCCCAAUUCCUAAAAUAAAUCUUAACUUGUUGAAUAAAUGCUUGCUCCGUUUUUAUAAAAUUUACUAUUGCCUAAAGAUUACCAAUCUAUCCCUCCAAAUUCAAAUCUUAUGACUGGGAUUAAAAAAGAUUUCAUUAUCAAGUUGUGUGAUGAAGUUUAGAGAAUUCUUGAAAAGGAGCCGAUUGUCUUAAGACUAAGAAGGCCAAUCAAAAUAUAUGGAAAUUUGAAUGGUUAGUAUUUAGAUCUCAUGAGAUUCUUUGAUCAUUUCAAAGCUCCAUAUGAUAAUCUUUACAAUGGAGACAUUGAUUCUUAAGAUUAUUUGUUUUUGGGAGACUACGUUGACAGAGGCACAAGAUCUCUUGAGAUAAUUCUACUCUUAUUCACACUCAAGGUAAAAUAUGGAGAUUAGAUUCACUUAUUAAGGGGGCAUCAUGAGGAUCCCAAAAUUAAUAAGAUCUUUGGAUUUGCUGAUGAAUGCUUUUUAAAAUAUGCAGAAGAUAUCAAUGAUCCUAAUAGUAUCUAUCAAAGGGUGAACAGAGUAUUUUAAUACAUGCCAUUAGCUGCAGUAAUAGAGGAUAAAAUAUUUUGUGUUCAUGGGGGUAUUGGAUAAACAAUACGUACAAUCGAUGAAAUUGAACUCAUUCAAAAACCUCUCUAGAUUGUCCAUGAUCCUGUUACAUAUCAACAGAAGAUUGCUUUGGAAUUAUUAUGGUCUGAUCCCUGUUUAAAUGAAGAAGAAUUGGAAAAUUUACCGAAUGUUGAACGAGAUCUAUUUUAAAAUAAAUCUAUAAUUAGAUUUGGAAAUAAUAGAAUCGCCAAAUUUCUUUAGGAAAACAAUUUGAAUAUGAUAAUUAGAUCUCAUGAACCUACGAAUGAAGGAUUUGAAAGAUUAAAUAAUAGUGUCAUCACUAUAUUUUCUUGUAGUGAUUAUGGAAAAUGUGGGAAUAAAGGAGCCAUACUUUCUAUAACUAAGCGAGGAGACAUAAUUCCAAAGGUUAUUCCGACAGCAAAUCUUAUCAAUGAGGCUAGAUGGCUGAAUUUAGAAGAUGCUGCUUAAAGGACUCAAGGAUUUGUCAAAUCAGUGGAUAUCAAUAAUGAUGAAUUACAAUAUAGAAGGAGACCUUUUACUCCAUCGAGAUAGAAAAGAAUUGGAUCACAAAAAUAAUUCAAAUGAUAUUAUUCAAGUUAUUAGAUUAAGAAUCUUCUAUUUAUUAU
Paramecium tetraurelia is the source of this 2492-nucleotide messenger RNA. RefSeq lists its product as uncharacterized. The record is from RefSeq and is a predicted model, not a curated record. Gene Ontology annotation, molecular function: hydrolase activity; protein binding. NCBI's taxonomy places the organism in Eukaryota, Ciliophora, Oligohymenophorea, Peniculida, Parameciidae. The transcript is spliced from 6 exons.